Emericellopsis atlantica is the source of this 366-nucleotide messenger RNA. RefSeq lists its product as uncharacterized. Bases 1 to 366 code for a protein of 121 amino acids. Lineage: Eukaryota; Fungi; Ascomycota; Sordariomycetes; Hypocreales; Bionectriaceae. The record is from RefSeq and is a predicted model, not a curated record. Gene Ontology annotation, cellular component: Ctf18 RFC-like complex. The transcript has a single exon. Gene Ontology annotation, biological process: mitotic sister chromatid cohesion.
AUGUCCCAAACGACCGGAAUACCGGUCUACAACUUUCCCACCGACACCGGCUACCGCCUACUCGAACUUCGCCCCGACCUUCUGUCCAUCCUCGAGUCGCCUGAGGCGCCGCCAUCACUCAAGCUCGAGACAGGCGACGAUUCGGCUCUCCUAAAAGCGGGCGGAAAAACCUGGGCGCUUAGGCAAAAGAACACGUCCAACGCGCUCAUACUGAUGCGGCCGCACGGGGACAACGGGCUGGCUGCCAUGUCCACCGUGCACGAAAUCGUGGAAUUGGACGCGGUUAAGGAGGACAAGCCAGAAGGGCAAGCUGCGCCUCUGUCAGCCAAGGGCAAAUGGCACGAGAAGUUUGGCAAGAAAAGAUGA